UCACGGACCCGACUUUUUCAAUAUUGUGUGUAAUCAUACCCGCUGAUCUGAGUUAGCUCAACUCAAAUUGUACAAAUAUCAAAUUCAGCCUUCUCAAUGUAAUUCAUUGCGUGAGAUUGCGUGAACGGAUUUGAUUAACUACAAUUUGUUCAGUUGAACUUAAUUGAGUGCGCUAUCAUCUCAUGCGUUGACGUUGUGCAUUCUAUUUUCGUACGGUGGCAGCCAUUCAACUUUAAUUAUACAUCGACAUUCUCAUCACCCCAAUCGAAAAUUCGGGCGGUCAAUUUAAGUUCCCCCACGUUUACAGUGCGGCACUUUUUAAUUGAGGAAUUCUUUGCUUGAUGGUUUUGAUACCGGUUAGAACUGCAUUUUAUGCUUUAUCGUCAUAUUGACGUCCAAUUUUUAAAAGAAAGGUCAAUUUUGUUUAUAGAUGUAAACACGCAGUUGUGGAAAAGUAAGGUGAAAUGUCGACCGAGAAUGUGGCUAUGCAAGAGUUUCCCAAAUGGAAACCGAAGGCCGCCAAGGUACAAAUGGGCGAACAGGAUUAUGACCCUCACAGUCACAGGAAUGUAGCCCACCCAACAACAAACACCGACACGCUGAUUCAUCUUCUCAAGGGAAGCUUGGGCACGGGAAUCUUAGCGAUGCCUGAAGCUUUCAAGAACGCCGGCAUGGUGAACGGUUUCAUAUUCACCAUCCUAAUCGGAAUCCUGUGCACUUACGAGCUUCACAUGUUGGUUCAAGCCCAGUACAUCUUGUGCAAAAGGAUGAGGGUCCCUCUGCUCACCUACCCCGAGUCGAUGAAGGCCGCCCUCUUGAGCGGCCCAAAAUUCCUACACCCAUUCGCGAAUCUAUCCCCGUACCUGGUGGACGCGUUCCUAAUAUUAUAUCAGUUGGGAAUUUGUUGCGUGUAUGUUAUGUUUGUCGCGGCAAAUCUGAAGGAGUUGUGCGACGUUUAUCGCUCGAAACCGAUGGCAAUAGAGCUGUACACUUUAAUACUCUUGGCACCUUUUGUGCUCAUCCUUUCGGUGCCCAACCUAAAAUGGCUUUCUCCAUUUUCACUGGUUUCUAAUCUGAUGACGUUCGCGUGUUUUGGCAUCGUUUUGUAUUAUAUAUUUUCCGACAUUCAACCCAUAGAAGAUCGACCUUUGGUUGGUACGCUGUAUAAGUUUCCCCUAUUUUUUGGGACGACCCUAUUCGCCCUGGAGGCUGUUGGUGUGGUAAUCGCGUUGGAGAACAACAUGAAAACACCCAAGAGCUUUGGAGGCAGUUUUGGCGUGCUGAAUGUUGCCAUGUUCUUCAUCGUCCUGUCCUACGUUGGUAUCGGAUUGUUUGGAUAUUGGAGAUACGGGAAUGGUACUAAAUCGAGUAUCACCCUCAAUCUACCUCCCGAUCAUAUACUGUCCAAGGUGGUGCAAGGGUUGUACUCGCUGGCAAUCUUCAUUUCAUAUGGCUUGCAAGGCUUUGUACCGAUUAACAUAAUGUGGAAUACUUAUCUGGCACACUACUUCAUCAACUUUAAACGGCCAUGGGUAUGUGAAUACUUGCUUAGGGUUGUCACCGUUCUUGUCACAUUUGUACUGGCGUUGUUUGUUCCAAUGCUUGGACAUUUCAUUUCACUGUUCGGCGCCUUUUGCCUAUCGGCUCUUGGCAUUGCGUUUCCCGCUAUAAUGGAAAUAUGCGUCUUGUGGCCCGAUCGUCUCGGAUACAGGAGAUGGGUGCUGUAUAAGGAUCUUGUACUGAUUUUGAUUGGAAUUUUAGGUUUACUGUCCGGCAGCUACAGCUGCAUAUCGGAGAUAGUCAGGGAACUUUCACUGCCGAGUUCAUCAAAUCAUUCCGUUAACGUGGAGAUACAACAUCUCUAAAUGACCUUUAUUUGUAUAAGAUUAAAUUUGGAAUACAUGAUGCAAUUAUUGAAUUAUUAAUAGUAUAUAGAAA
Photinus pyralis (common eastern firefly) is the source of this 1938-nucleotide messenger RNA. Its product is annotated as proton-coupled amino acid transporter-like protein CG1139. NCBI's taxonomy places the organism in Eukaryota, Metazoa, Arthropoda, Insecta, Coleoptera, Lampyridae. The coding region runs from base 465 to 1865 and encodes 466 amino acids. The transcript is spliced from 10 exons. Gene Ontology annotation, molecular function: amino acid transmembrane transporter activity. The record is from RefSeq and is a predicted model, not a curated record. Gene Ontology annotation, cellular component: vacuolar membrane. Gene Ontology annotation, biological process: amino acid transmembrane transport.